AUGUCUUGCUCCAUUGCUAUCCUCCGGGGAAGACUCCCGAAUAUAACCGCUGUUGGAUCGCUCUCACAGGCUCUAUCAGUGACUAGACGCGGUCUACUUACCCAGAGCUAUGCGCGUGGACCGUCAGAGCCGCCGCUAUUCGAGUCCACGAUUGGAGAGCAUUUCGCCAGUAUCGUUGAUAAUUAUGGAGACAGGACAGCUGUCAUCUCCAAGCACCAGAAUGAUAGAGCCACCUACCUCGACCUUGACGCUCGGAGCAAUGCACUUGCGCGAGGGUUAGAAUCUGUUGGAGUCCGUAAGGGAGACCGCGUUGGAGUUAUGUUGGGGAAUUCAAUGGAGCAUGCGACUGUGACAUAUGCUCUAUUCAAGCUUGGAGCUAUCUUGGUACCAAUUAACCCAUCUUUCAAUGCGACUCAAGUAGUCGCAGCUCUUAGCCACCUUGGGACAAGCCAUAUGGUCAUCAGCUCCGAAUCAAACCUCCCCCGGAGAGAACCACGCAGCAACGUACCUCUCCUCAAACACCUCGUCCAAGACCUCAAAAAGUCCAAGCUUGAGUCUGCCCUCGUCCCAACACUACAGAACAUAAUCCUCGUGGAGAACUCCACCGGCCGCAUCGACACUUCAGCCUUCAAAAGCCUAACUCCCUACACCUCCAUCACUUCAUCCAACACCGCAGAUGGACAGGCACUACCCCCUCAAAACCUCUCCCCAUCAGAAGUCGUAAACAUCCAAUUCACAUCCGGCACAACCGCAAUGCCUAAAGCAGCGUGUCUCACACACCGCUCCAUCCUCAACAACGGCGCCCAAAUCGGCGACAGAAUGCGCCUAACAGCACACGACACCGUCUGCUGCCCCCCGCCCCUCUUCCAUUGCUUCGGCUCCGUCCUAGGCUACAUGGCCACAGCAACCCACGGCUCUGCCAUCGUCUUCCCAACCGAGGCCUUCAAUGCCCGUGCAACCCUCACAGCCGUCCAGGAAGAGAAAUGCACAGCCCUCUACGGCGUGCCCACAAUGUUCCUCGAGGAACUCGGUCUCCUUGAAUCAGGCGAUAUUUCACACGAAGGGUUUCAACACCUCCGCACCGGAAUCGCAGCGGGGAGCAGCAUCCCCUCCGAACUCAUGAAAAAGUUACACAAGGUGCUCAACCUCACAGAGCUGACCAUCUGCUAUGGAAUGACAGAGACAAGCCCCGUCUCUGCGAUGACGACGACAGAUGACCCCCUCGAUAAACGUAUCAAUACCGUCGGCCGCCUCAUGCCCCAUGUCGAGGCUAAAAUCGUUGAUCCCUCAGACCAUAAUAAUAUACUGCCCAUCAAUACCCGUGGCGAACUCGCUGUAUCUGGAUACCUCCUUAUGAAGGAGUACUGGGGCGAUCCGGUCAAAACUGAUCUGGUUAUGCUCCGUGAUAAAAGUGGGAAAGUCUGGAUGCAUACCGGCGAUGAAGCAUCCCUCUCCCCGGACGGAUACAUCAGCAUAACAGGCCGAAUCAAAGACCUGAUCAUCCGCGGCGGGGAAAACAUCCACCCGCUCGAGAUCGAGAACUGUCUAUUGACGUUCCCAGGCGUCGCGGACGUCUCGAUCGUCGGUGUACCCGAUGAGCGCUACGGGGAGGUUGUAGCCGCGUUUAUUAUCGCCAAAGAACAUCAGGACGAUGAGGCUGCUACGGGAAAUGAGAUUAGAGACUUUGUUAAGGAGAAGUUGAGUUCACAUCUUGUGCCAAAGUACAUAUUCUUCCUCGAGCCGACGGAUGCGUUUCCGAAGACGGCGAGUGGGAAGAUUCAGAAGUUUAAACUUAGGGAGACGGCGGUGAAGCUUUUGGGAGGGCAUCAUUAG
This is a messenger RNA of Aspergillus puulaauensis, 1833 nucleotides long. Its product is annotated as putative AMP-binding enzyme. Gene Ontology annotation, molecular function: medium-chain fatty acid-CoA ligase activity. The record is from RefSeq and is a predicted model, not a curated record. The transcript is spliced from 7 exons. Gene Ontology annotation, biological process: fatty acid metabolic process. The coding region runs from base 1 to 1833 and encodes 610 amino acids. Lineage: Eukaryota; Fungi; Ascomycota; Eurotiomycetes; Eurotiales; Aspergillaceae.